AUGACCACAUUUUCCGCCCCGGUCACCGCACCCAAAUCGAUGCCCAACAAUCAGUCGGCGUUGGCUGCAUCCUUCACCAAUUUCCUCACCGUCUCGAUACACCAGAUUCUGUUCCUCCGUUCGGUCUACCCGCGAGCAACGUUCCUGCCCGUCCGAGCCUACAACUACCCCGUUCGCCAGUCCCGUCACCCGAAAGUAUGUGACUACAUCAACGAUGCCUCGAUCGCGGUCGGGACGGAGAUUUUGAAAGGCACAAUAACCGCAGUCAGUAUCAUCAUUUCAUCUCUCCGCACAAAUCAGCCCCUCGAGCGAUAUGCCUUUGAUCUGUCGGGUUUCCCCCGCGUUGCCGCCGGAGAGAUCAAUACCACAUUUGAAGAGAGAAAGGAAGAUUCAUCCAAACCAGGUGUCCCCUUGUCAGAACGGGGCUCCGCUGCUCCGACGGUCGAUCUCGAAGCCCAAUUUCGUGCGUGCCUCGCCAGAUUGGCCUCGGCCUGUGCGCGGUUAACGCCGCUUCCCCGGGACGAUGAAUUCAGCUUCACCGUCUGCAUUGAAGUUCGCGAGGACGCUUUGCCUCCCGCCGGGACCACGACGGAAGAACAGACCUGGAUCGUGGCCGAACCCGACAAGGUUCACCUCCGAUCGUGUACAGCCCCAUACUCCGUGUCGAAGUUACGGAAUGGGGAGCCGCAGCAACAACCGCAACAACCACCUCCCAAGGUGUCGAACGGUCGCGCGAAAACAGUCCCCGUACGACGGGUAGAAGCCGGCGAGCUUCGUCUAGAGCUAUGGGUAGAAGAGGCACGACAGAAAUUCAAUGAACCGCCGGAUUCGGAACAUCCGCCUUGA
Messenger RNA from Aspergillus steynii IBT 23096, 846 nucleotides. RefSeq names its product putative mitotic spindle checkpoint protein (Mad2B). Lineage: Eukaryota; Fungi; Ascomycota; Eurotiomycetes; Eurotiales; Aspergillaceae. The record is from RefSeq and is a predicted model, not a curated record. Gene Ontology annotation, cellular component: zeta DNA polymerase complex. The transcript has a single exon. Bases 1 to 846 code for a protein of 281 amino acids.